CUUGGUUUCAAGCAAUGAAUCGCGCAUGCGCAAUUCAUUGUUUUGACUGAAAAUGCCGUCGGUUUCGAAAACGGCGGCUAAUGCUUCUCCUCAAACCGAGAAACCAACCCACUAUACGUAUUUGAAGGAAUUCAGGACCGAACAGUGCCCGCUAUUUUUGCAGCACAAGUGCACGCAGCAUAGACCAUUCACCUGUUUCCAUUGGCAUUUUCUGAACCAGAGGCGUAGACGACCAAUACGGAGAAGAGAUGGGACUUUUAACUACAGUCCUGAUGUUUAUUGCACAAAGUACGACGAGACAACAGGCAUUUGCCCAGACGGAGAUGACUGUCCCUACUUACACCGGACCACUGGUGACACAGAGCGCAAGUACCAUCUACGCUAUUACAAGACUGGCACCUGUAUUCAUGAAACAGAUGCUCGUGGGCACUGCGUGAAAAACGGCUUGCACUGCGCCUUCGCUCAUGGGCCACAUGAUCUCCGCCCCCCUGUUUAUGAUAUCAGAGAAAUUCAGGCUCAGGAGGCUCUACAGAAUGGACAGCUGGGAUCUGGGGAAGGCAUCCCUGAUCUUCAACCAGGUGUACUGGCCAGCCAAGCCAUGAUAGAGAAAACCCUGACAGAGGACCCCCGGUGGCAAGAUACAAACUUUGUUUUGGCAAACUAUAAAACAGAGCAGUGUACCAAGCCUCCCAGACUAUGCAGACAAGGCUAUGCCUGUCCCCACUACCACAACAGUAGAGACAGAAGAAGAAAUCCACGAAAGUUUAAAUACAGAUCUACUCCAUGCCCAAAUGUGAAACAUGGGGAUGAGUGGGGAGAGCCAUCAAAGUGUGACAGUGGAGAUAGUUGCCAGUACUGUCACUCACGCACAGAACAACAGUUCCACCCAGAGAUAUACAAAUCCACCAAAUGCAAUGACAUGAGGCAAACUGGCUAUUGUCCAAGGGGACCGUUCUGUGCAUUUGCCCACGUAGAAAGAAUUCCUUCCACUGAAGAAACCAUGAGCUCCUUGCUAACAGCCAUGCAAUCAGGCUCCCAGUCCAAGCUAAACUCCCAGCAGUAUUCUGAGUGUCCAGUCAGCGAGUGGGGCAACAGUGCCAACUCCAUUAGCAGCACGACCAGCAACAAUGGCCAAGUGGGAAAUGUUUCAUGUUCAAAUAGUCCAACUGUAACGCCAAGCUCAGGGAGCAACUGUUCAUUAUCCCCAAUUGGACCCACCGGCAGACCUAAAUCCCUAAUUAAUGGUAGUUUAUGUUCAGAGUCCACCACGUCCAGUGUCUCAUCUCUGAGGUCUAACUAUCCCAAAGCUCCGGGCUUUGAACGUGAGGACCAGAAACUUCUUUCGUCUCAUGACCUGGGGUGUGAUGGUCUUGUGUGUUGGUCAUGUAAAUAUGCUGUCUGUUCUCAGAUAAGAACCCACAAGGGACAGAACGAUCAAAAGUUGAUGGACCAAGAAAAACAGACACACAAUACUGUAUUCUCUGUAGUGAACCCUUUGGCAUCUAGUAUAACCUCCAGUAUAACGUCAAGCUUGGCCUCUAGUAUUGGCUCCGAUAGCUCCUCACCCACCACCUUAUCAACAAUGAAUGCUAAAGCCACCCCAUUUUACCCUGGGAGCAAUACAGUGGAAUCCGUUAUAGGUUCUGCUCUUGAUCUCAAUUUUAGUGACAUCAAUGUUGCCUGUCUUGAUAAAGACUUAGAGGAGCAAGAAAACAACAUUUUCGGAUAUGCAAAUCAACGGUUAAUAGGAGGUUCUGCCCCGGUAAACAUUCCUGGCUCACUUGCACGGUCCUCGUCACUCAAUUCAUCUUCGUCACUCUCUGCCUCCCCUCUGAGCUCGCUCUCUCAAUCCCUGUCCCUGUCCCUGCUGUCAGGGGUGGCACCCCAGCAUCCACAGGCCCUCUUAGCCAAAGCUGAACACGGUCUUUUGGGAACGCCUACCUCCACUUCCCAGAACUCCCUGGGUUUGAAUGGGGGAACGGGCAGCAUAUGGGACUUUGUGAGUGGCAGCUAUUCUCCCAGCCCGUCUCCAGUGUUCAGCAGCCUCACCUCCACGACAGGAAGCUCCAGCAGCACCGAUGUGACCCGUCUCCUUCGGGAGCUGGAGGAGGCCAAGAGAAAGAUCAAGCAGUGGGAGGAUGCCUGGCACCAGGUCAAACAGGCAUGUGAAGCCUGGCAGAAAGAUGCUCACGAUGCAAAAGAGCAAGCAAAAUCAGCCGAGUCGGAGCGGCAGCUGGCAGAGCAGAAACGAGAGGACACUGAGCGCAAGCUGAAGGAGCUCCAGCGGGACUUUGAUGUGUUGUGUCGCUCCCCUGGAACGCCACUACUACGCAGCUAUGGAGACCUGGACCAGCUCCCUCUGCCAAAGCUUCACUCCAUCCAGAGCCAGCUGCGCGCUGAUUUAGAUCGUAUAGACGGGGUAAUAUAUCAGCUUCAGUCAAAGAAAUGUAUAGUUUGCCAAAAGCAUGACCGUUGCAUAGUUCUGCAGCCUUGCCAACAUUAUGUACUUUGUGAGAACUGCGCAUCUAAUAAAACAGAAUGUCCCUACUGUCAGACAAAAAUAUUGAAGUGGUGAUGUACAAUUAAUCAAGGUACUAUUUAAAGAAUUAGCCCUUUGAAGAACUACUAAUACAAAUAUACUUGUGUGUGUGUGUGUGUGUAUUUAUAUAUUACACACACACACACACACAUGCUUACAUUUUCAAAAUAGUUUUGUGUUUCAGUAUUUCAAACAGUGAUUUAACUAAUAGUUAUAUUAAAGCUUAUUGAAUGAUGUUUGACUGACAAGCAAGUCCUUAAAUAUAAUAAGUAAUUUUGUAAUAAAUGAAUGACUAACACACAUCCCACAUUAGCAUUAUAUUUCUGGAAAUUUGCCCCGAUUUGACUGUUCAUAACUUGAUGCAUCAGUCAAACAUCAUUAUAGCGACCAUCUUUGUGAAGAUUGAUUACUUGUUAAAGCACUUUGUUGAACUGGGAAUUUGUUAAAGGGUAUUUAGAAUUUUGCUUUAAGCUGCUUUGUAGUUUAUUUUAUUUUUUCUUAUUAGAUGUAUAUUUUCUCUAAAUAUACUAAUGUAUAAAGCUUUUGUGUGUACUGUGAAACAUGUAGAACAUUUAGUAUUUCCUAUUAUUAAAUCAUGGUAUAGUUCUAUAUAUCUUGUUAGUUUUCAUAGAAAAGUAUUUAGUAGUUUCUACUAUCAUUGUUGAAUUUACAUUUUCAAUCAAAUAAGUGCAAACCUUGAAUGCAUUUUAGACAUAACCAGCAGCUGUAAUAUCAAUAAGGCACAUACUCAAUGUUAGGGUAUCAGUUAAUCUAUCUGUAUAGUUGUUAAGAGGGGCACUUGUAGUAUGUGCAAAAGCCUGACAUGUUUGAUUAUUUGAGGACUUCUAGCCUCUUAAACAUGUGUAGAACAUAUCUGAUACUUGGCCUCUCAUUCUCAAGUGCCUUGCCUUAGAGUAAAACGCUGUGCAUCUAUGUUUAGGAUUGAUAAGUAGACACACAUAGUCUAAGCUCGUCUAAGAUGUCUGCAAAAUGUCUACUUCAUCUUGCAUUAACCUAAAUAUGUAUGCCAUAGUGUAUUUGCCCAAAUAUUAUUUCGAAGCAUUUUAUAAUUUAUAGUAUCAAAACAUACCUUGUCAGUGCCUGAAUGCUGACUUCAAAUCACACCUUAAACUUAACCCCAUUCCUUGUCUGAAUUGGCAAUGGUGCUUCUUAGUGUAGCUUCAGAGCCCACCCCAAAACAAACGCUUCUUGAGAUCUGAAGGGAUGUGACAGUGUUAAGGUGGUAAUGGCUCUAACUUGCGCUCUGCUUGGCUGGUUGAAAAGGCCACCACACUGUUAACAUUAGUCCUUAAGAUCGCCUCAAGCACAAAACAGUUAGGGGUUGAUUUGGGAAAAGGAAGAGUACAUUUAGUAGUAUGCAAAUAAAAGGACAAAACAGUUCAUGUUCUUGUGCAAAAGACAAGCUCUAUUUUACACUUAAGUGCAUCACCCUGUAGUGUUUACAAAAAUAAAAUCAGCGGUGGUGCACCCAUUGGUUGCAUUUUGAAAUAUGACAGUGUAAUGUGUUUAAGUUAAUCUAAUUGAAAUGACCUUCUACUGUGUAAAAACAAAACAAAAAGUUUUAUUUUUUUCUUGAUUUGUAUCUUGGUUCUUGUAAGACUGACUGCUUUUUGAGUUAUGUAAAGAGAAACCAGGUACAGCUUUUGCAAGGAAUUAAGCUAAAUUUGAUUUGUUAACAUGUAUGGCGAUGAAGCAACUCAAAAUUAACUUGUCUUGGUGUCUCUUAGAAAUGUAGUCACAGGAAAUAUUACCUGGUAUUAAGUAAAGACUGCAGGCAAAAAUAUAUCGCAUGUUUUAUAGUAUGUGCUUUGUUAACCAGCUAUGGAUCUAGAUUUCACUGCCAGAAUAUUUGUAUUGACUCAUUCUAGCAUAUUACUGGGUUGAUCCUUCACUUCUGCAAGCUCUGCUGCUGCUGGUAAAAAAUGUAUUAAUGUAGUUUUUUGUAAUACAUUUAGAUGUUUGAAUGUGAUUGUGCACAAACAGUUCCGAUUACAGACAUGAAAGCAUCAAUCUUCUGUAGACAUAUUUGUGGGAGGAAAAAAAAAUGUUUUGACUGACAUUUUGGUACUUUUAUAAAUCUGGUAGAAUAAUUAUAUGGACCUGCUGUAGAAUUUCCCAAUUCUUGCAUUAGUUCUGAGAAUUCUGUUGAUGUUAUUAGUCUGCAGUAUUUUGUGCAUUCUAAACAUUACACCAACUUCAGUAUCAGUAACAUUUUGAUUUCUUGUUUAAAGCCAACUAAAGGUAUGAUGUCAUGUUAUCCUCUCUAAAAUGAACCAAAGUGGUGUUGUACCUUCUUCCUGUAGUAAUUAUCAUGGCAUGUUUUAAACAUUGCGUACAGCAUGACAUCUCUUCACAAGUAAAUAACAGAAAAUCUAUGCCAUUUGCUUUUGUUGACAAUUGAUGCACUCGAGUCCCAUUUUGUAGUUCAACCAAAGACCUCUACUGUUCAUAGUUGUUCUUUUCUUUUUUUGUAUUUUUAUAACUAUUUGCAUUCUAGCAUUUAGCAGCUAAAUAAAUUAAACACAAUCUGACAGAUACCAAACCUUGUACCCUAUAGAUUGCCAUUGUCACAUGGCUUUUUUUUUUUUAUUAGUGGGGUACACAAUUUUUUUAUUCUGAAAUGUUAAUAGGCAGCAUCCUAACUUGAGAUUCAUAUGUGUAACACAGAAAUCAUUUGAUGUCAAAAUGAGACCUGUUAUAAAAUGGUCUUGGGUGCACUGAUCUCAAGUUAGAAGGAAUUGGAAUUGUCUGUUGUCUACAGUGAAGGAAUGUCAAAAGUGAAUGGCAUUUGUGUUAACAUUAUGAAGUUGCCAUAUAUAUUAUUUUCUGAAUUAUGUUUAUUUUUUGUACGUCAAGUUCACUUACAGAAAAAGUCAAUUAAUCAGAGCUGAAUAUGGAUGGUUGUGCACUAUGUGUAUGCUUUCAAAAGUACACCUAAACUGUAAGGUGCUUUCCUUGUUUAAUUACAUGUCUUUGCUUAGUGUUUAUAUUUUUUCACAAUUUUUUUGUUAUUGGAUAAAGUCGGUCAAGAUUUUGUGUCCUUAUUGAUUAUAUAAUUAAUUGUUAAGUAAAUAAUUACCGACAGGUGAAAUAACAGGAAACAAAUAGCAAUGUUUCCCUUUAAAUAAUUUCCAUAGAGAUGUUAAUUUAACAUGAAAACCCUGAAAUAUUGAAUGUACCGUUCUAAAUUAGAUGUACACUAGGUCACUGGAAUAAUAUGGAGCAGUUAAUCCAUAAUGAUGUAGCAUCUAGUUUUGUGAAUUGAUAUACAAUGAAAUAAAUUUAUAAGAUUUAAACAAGUUUUGUAUUUGUCAGUGUAAUGAGUGUGGGGGCUAUAGAAGAAUCAAGGUGUUCAUUCCUAAUAUUCUUUUUGAACGAACUGCCUUUGAUAGAUGUAUUAAACUUCAAUGGACAAACAUUUGUAUUGCACCUGAGAAACUGUAUAAAUAUUUUUGGGACACCAUGAUCAUAUAUCUUUAUUCUUCCAAAAGAUAUAUCUGUUUUUUUAUUUUAGCCAGUUUAAGUCUUUAAUUUAACUUUGUCUAUUCCUUGGAGUUUCUCACAUUAGCGUCAGAAAGUAAUAGAUGGUUUAUAAGAAUUAAGUAGAAUGUGUAAAUUGAAUAAUAUUUUUUCUUUAGUGUAUGAGACACUUGUUUUACACUACACCAAGUUAUGCAGAAGAUAAAAAAAUUCAUAAACUUUUUAUAAUUGAAAUUAAAAUAAUCUU
Messenger RNA from Osmerus eperlanus (European smelt), 6287 nucleotides. RefSeq names its product unk like zinc finger (gene unkl). The transcript has 16 exons. The record is from RefSeq and is a predicted model, not a curated record. Lineage: Eukaryota; Metazoa; Chordata; Actinopteri; Osmeriformes; Osmeridae. Gene Ontology annotation, molecular function: metal ion binding. Bases 53 to 2575 code for a protein of 840 amino acids.